Molecule: messenger RNA, 5048 nt
Organism: Carcharodon carcharias (great white shark)
Lineage: Eukaryota; Metazoa; Chordata; Chondrichthyes; Lamniformes; Lamnidae
Product: suppressor of cytokine signaling 1-like
Exons: 2
Coding region: 454-1038 (194 amino acids)
Biological process (GO): intracellular signal transduction; phosphatidylinositol phosphate biosynthetic process
Cellular component (GO): phosphatidylinositol 3-kinase complex
Molecular function (GO): 1-phosphatidylinositol-3-kinase regulator activity
Source: RefSeq, a predicted model, not a curated record
UCUGUAGCUGCAGUGGAGCAGAUGAACAAGUUACACAUCAAAUGCUUGGCGACAGACACUCAGCAAAGGCAAAUGGGGGGAACAGGCUGAUGUUUUCUAGAGAGAGAGCCCCCACAGAAAAUGCUGGACAAAACUCAGCAGGUCUGGUGGCUGCCUGGGUGGAGAGGGAAGCAGAGUUAACGUUUCGAGUCCACUGUGACUCUUCCCCAUCAGAGCCGGAGAGAGGUCGGGAGGCACGUUUUACAGGGGGUCUCCCUUUCAUCAGAAGGUGGACGAUGUGUGAAUCCUCACUGUGGAGCAGGACUGGACAAAGUAGUGACCUUCCAGUCUCCAAGCCUGGCAAAGGGUUUCCGACUGAAAUGUUAACCCCUUCGUUCCUGUUUUUGGAUGCUGGACGUUUAUCUAUAAGGAGGUUAAAGAUGGAGUCCUUUUGGAGUUGGCGGACUCUCUGAGAUGGUUGGCGGGAGCACGCAACUGGAUGCCCUGGCGAAUGUGCGACGACCUGAGCCUCCUCGAUUCCAGCCCGACCAGCCCACCCACUUUCGCACGUUCCGCAACCAGGAGCGGGAGAUUGUCGACCGGACCCUGCGCUUCCUGGAAGAGAGUGGAUUUUACUGGGGGCCGCUCCCUGUGGAUCAGGCUCACGCCAUGCUGACAGCGGAGCCCGUGGGAACUUUCCUCGUUCGGGACAGUACUCAAGCCAACCACUUGUUCAGCCUGAGCGUCCGGGCGGAGAAGGGACCAGUCAGCAUGCGGAUCCUGUUCGAUAAGGAACACUUCUGGUUCAAUAACGCCCACUUUGACUGCAUCGUGAAGCUACUGGAGUACUGUGUGGACAGCACCCAGAUAAAGCCCUUCACGUUUGACUGCGAGGUCUCUGUGGUCUUUUACAAACCCUUGCGGAGAAACCCCAUCCCAAAACUACAGCAGUUAUGCAGAAGGAACAUAAUUAGCCACCAUGGGGUUGAGGGCAUGAGGAAACUUCCCUUAGUGUCCCGUCUACGAAAGUACAUCGAAGAAUUUCCAUUCAAAAUGUAAUUUCCAAGCACAGGGAGCAUUGAGUUUCCAUUUUUGUAGCGUGCCAGCCCUGGAAUUGACCACUGGGUACGCCCGCUCAGCAAGGGGCAUGAGGAGCCUGGGAUGUCAUGGGCACCCUCACCCAUCCCUCUGCCCUGGCGAUGUAACCCGGCUGAGGGGUCAGGGCCUCUGGAGGCGUCAUUGACCAGCCAAGUUUACGGUCAGACAGUGGCACUUGUCACAAUGGGUGUUCAAACCCAGCAAGCUGGCCCUCAGCAGGCAGUCACUGGGCCGGCAAGGAGGCCAGAACAGAAGAAUAUUUUUGGUCAAGAAUUGUGAAGGACAUGUCUCAAAGACAAAUCUCAUUUGCUCGAGCUAGAUUGUGGUUUCAUCCGAAGCCAGCACUGAGAAAUGUUUAGUUAUGCAGGAAAGCAUUACUGUAAUAGAAUCAAUUAUUUUUUAUCAAAUAUUUUUAUUUUAUAUAAAUAUAUAUAUAUAUACAUACACAUAUAUAUUUUAAUACAUAAUUAAAAAAUCAUAAAAAUUGAGCUGAUUGGCUGGAAUGUGGCUAGUGAUGCUCAAAGCCUUGGUACAGAAGGAUUGCCUAGAGGAAAGGAUGGUUAGAAUCAAAAUGACCUAUUGAAUUGGCAGAGGCUCCAUUGGCCUUGCAUUGUGAGUAUUGCAAGUGCCUUUCAGUGACCUGGGGACGGUGAUGGCCAUCUUUUGCUGCUCACACUCCUUGAAGGAUGUCAGGUGUGAAUUAGGCCAGUGUGUUGCCUGUGGCCACAAUUAACCCAGCCGCACUCGUUACCCAGUCCCUGACGUGAAGGGCGGUGAACUGGAGAAGGAAGUGUAACUCCCUACACUCUUUACCCUGCACCCCCCCCCCCACCCUCCUCCCCCACCACCACCACCCCAGCGUGAAACUGUGCCUUUGAAAACGCGAGGAGCAAGUCGCGGUACAAGCGUAAAGCGUUGUUCAGUUGGUACUGAUUCCAUUAUUCAGAAUGGACCAUCCAAUGACCUCGCAGCUGUUAAGGUGAAAAUGUAUCAAUCCAAUCAGACUGUCAUUCAACCAUUUUACAAUCUCUUCGAUUGGAUUCCAGUGUGAAACUCACUCCAGAAGCCUUGCCUGGUUCUAAUGUCUUGGUCCUGAGGUCAUGUCAGUCCCAAUUAUGACAUCAGCAAAAUAUGAUUACUAAAUUCUCCUUCCUCCACUGAUGGUGGCGAGCUCACUUAAAGUCAAUCAGCUUUUGGUACUUAAAUUUUUAUUUUGAAAAUAUUUCUUAAUAAAGAAAGUAAAUAGUUUUGUUAAAAAAAAGUUUUUUUAAUGAUUUAUUUUUUGUCAGGGUUAUUAAUGGGAAUGAUACUUCCAACCACAGUGAAAGACGUCCAUGUCUAAUAACAGUAUAUAGCCUCUGACAGCCUUUAUCAUACCAUGAUGCAGGGCGCAUGUCAUGUCAAAUGACCAUUGGAAUACUCCACUGUUUACCGUGGAUGUCAGAGUUGCUAGCUUAUCCCACUUCCGCAACCAGGUAGCAGGAAGGGUGAAUGUUGGCGACCAAUGUCUACUGGUUGAGGAGUCACUAGUAACCUUAGUGACUGGUCACUUCCACGACCCACAACGCAGGACCAAGUUGGACAAAUCGGGACUCCUACUUCAAUAGUCAAGACCCUUUACACUCCUGGGGCAGACACGAGGCCUCUGCUUUGCUACUGAGCAAGUGACAACCCUAGGAGAGAAAGACUGACUGGCACCCAUAGGCGAUGGGGAAGCCUCAAGGGCAACUAAGGAUGAACAAGCAAUGCUGGCCUCACCAGCGAUGCUCUCAUUCCCCACAUAAUAAAAAAGAAAAGACUGUGGGAGUUCUCUCUAACGUGCACUUUGACACUGUAGAAAUCCGUAUCCCAGUUCCCAAGAAAUUGUCAUUGUUGCAACUUGGUUAAUAAGUUUAUGCAUUUUAAGGGCAGUGUCUGGCUUACAUGGUGGUUCCCUCCCCCUCUCUCUUUUGUUGACACUCCGAGGUGGAUUGACUAUCUCCAGACAACAAAGUUGGGCAUCUUCAGAAUGGAUCAGAUACAAUACAAAGGUCUGAUAUCCAAUAAUGCGGGUUGUGGAAGAAUGCCCUCCACUAUUUUCUUAUUACCUCUUCAUUAUCCAUGAUUUGCACCCAUGCAGUCAUUCUGAAUCAAUGUCUAUAAAGCAUAACUACAAACUGGUUUGCGCCAAAGUCUAGAUCAGCCAUAGAGUGCAAGACUCCAUGUCGCUUGGGCCCCAUAAUGGGUAUCAAAGAGCCAGCAAGAAAAUGUAUUCACCCCCUCGGUGUCCAUAGGGAUAAUUCUCAAAAUUGUUCACUUUGCUUUCCCUCCCACCAUUCAACUAGAAUGAUGCAUUGGUAUUGUUCGCAGCCUUGAAGGCUAAGGAGUAGUGAAAUUUGAUGUUGGGUGAAGCCCCCCCCCAACCGAGUGCAUUCCUGAAUAUGAAGGAUCAAAGCCUUGGGCUUGACCUGUGUUAAAUUAAGUAACCUCAAUCAGGGGUUGAAGUGCUAGAAUUGACCUUGGUAACACUCAGCUAGUUGAGGAGGGGAAUCAGAAGGGUUCUGGUCCUGUUUGCUGUCCAGUGAUAUUUGUUCACGGGAUGUGGGCAUUGCUGGCUAGGCUCAUCCCUAAUUGCCCUUGAGAAGAUGGUGGUGAGCUGCCUUCUUGAAUCACUGCAGUCCAUGUGGGGUAGGUACACCCAUAGUGCUGUUAUGGAGGGAGUUCCAGGACUCUGACCCAGCGACAGUGAAGGAACGGCGAUAUAUUUCCAAGUCAGGAUGGUGAAUGGCUUGGAGGGGGACUUGCAGGUGGUGGUGUUCCCAUGUGUCUGCAUGGAGGUCACUUUGUUUGGUACAACUUGGAGUGGUAUGCUGGGCCAUUUGGCAAGUCAACCACAUUGCUGUGGGCCUGGAGUCACAUGUUUAGGCAGGACCAGGUAAGGAUGGCAGAUUUCCUUCUCUAAGAUCAGAUGGGUUCUUAUGACAGUCAACAAUGGUUUCAUGUCACCAUUACUGAGACUAGCUUUUAAUUCCAGAUUUUAUUAAUUGAAUUUAAAUUCCACCGGCUGCUGUGGUGGGAUUUGAACUCAUGGCCCCAGAGUAUCAGCCUGGGUCUCUGGAUUACCACCAUGACACCGACUUCCUUCUAGUGUAAGUGGGUAAGAAAUAGGUAGGAGGCAAAGGAUAGGUCUUGGCUUUGGUUUUAGUUGACCAACUUGCCAGUGCUGCUUGCUAGUACUUUGCUGGAAGGAGGUGAGAGGUGGGAAUACCAUACAGCUGUGGAGAACUAAGAAAGAAUUGUUGAAAUUUAUUGAAUGACAGAGCUGGGACUGAAUGACGCUAAAAUAGCAAGAAUCUUACAGCCAUUCAGCCCAUUGUGUCCCUGCCAACCUUCAGAGUGAGCUACCCGUCUUCCUGCCCUCCCUCCAAACUUGUUAACUUUCUUUCUUCUGCAACUGCUUAUCCAGCUCCACUUUAAAAACUGUUAUGGAUUCUGCUUCCCGCCAAUAUUCCUGAUCAGGCAUUCCACAACCAACUGUGUGGAAAUCAAAUUUCCGCUAAGCCCUCACUUCACCCUUUUAAUGAAGAACUAGACUGAAACUGAUGCCCUCUAGUUACUGACUCACUGACGCAUUGGUACCCAAAUUACCUGAACAAAACUGCUGAUCAUUUUGAACUGUCCUAGAGAUUAUGCAUGUUUCGUGAAUGAGAGCAAAUCAAUUCUCCAUUCCCACCGAAGCCAUAGUUGGAGUCAAACUGCAGAGUUGCUUGACAAAUUCCAGAAAGGACACUAAGGAUCCCACGUAAACCAGACACUGCCAUUCCAAAGAAAAAUAAUUAACCAAUCAGCUGGUUUGUUUGACGCACACUUGUAACUCAUUAUGAACUAAAUUUCCAUUUGCACCAAGUGCAACUUAGCUGCUCAGUUUCACUGUAUCGUUCUGCACAUGUACAGAAUAUUUAUUGUGAACAAAAUAAAGGUAUUUGUAUGAA